UUGGUUAGGUGGGGGAAUUAUUUGAAUUUGACUUGCACUUUUCAACCAUUUUGAUUUCAGCUCGUCCAUCGUAGUGCCAUUUUUUAGAUAUUUUUAUGAACCAAUUAUCAUUGCAGUCAAAUUGCUUUUUGGGAAUUUGUUGAGUGGAUUUGUUUUAUUUGGUCUUAAUUUAUUAUUCUUACUAAGUGAUUUGAUGAGUAGGAGGAUGAAUUCAAAUUUAACUUAGAUUCUUCAUUCCUUUAAUCAUUUCGAAUGAUUUCAGACACGCCAUUUCACCCUCUCUCCCGAAUAAUUAGUCAUGCCAAUCAGCCAAUGUAAUUUGAAUGAGUGAGACUGGUAUAAUAUCUCCUAGUAAACUGAGAGCAAAGUUAAUGGGAGUAACCCACCAAAAGAAAAAGGAUGGGUCAAAUUGUAAUUCAUCAAGAACCUCUCCUUCAAGACUUGAAGACUCUGAGUUUGUUAACAACAGCUUGCUUUCCUCCAAUAAUGAUGCUCAUUUUUAUGACUCGGGUAUAAGUCUAGAACCUCCACAGAAAUUGAGUGGGCAAACAAUUUCAAGUUCGUUACAAAAUCAGAAUCAUUGCCCGGCAAGAGAAAAAAUGGAUUCGAGUAAUGUUAAGGUACACCAAACGGCUAGAAGUGAUAGUGGGAAUUCAAGUGCAGUCCACCCUUUGAAAUGUAAUGAAGAUGAGAAUCUUGAUUAUGACAGUAAUGCUAGUUCAUCAAGCUUUGAGUUCCAUAAUGGGGAAAGAAGAGCACAUAGAUCCUUAACACGGUCACUCUCUAGGCCUACGUCUUCUAAGUGGAAUGAUGCUGAGAAAUGGAUAAUGUGUAAGCAAGUCAAUCAGAGUAAUAAUUCUAAGAGCCUUAGCUCGCAAAAUGGAGGUCCCCGUUUGAGUGGAAUCAACAUGGUUAGGGUAGCUCCGGAGUCUGCUAGCUAUAGACUGCCAGAAAUGAAACCGAAUGAAUUUUGCCAACUUACAAGUCAGAUUAGUUUAGAAAGGUUCAGUCUUGCUCACCCUGGACUUGAAUCUAUUCCUGUUCAAUCAAAUGAAAGCAAGGAUUUGAGACAAGUUGGCAAUGUGAUGAAUUCAGCACAUGAGGUCGCAGGGUGCCCUGGUAUUAGAGAGAUAUCAAUGAGGGAUAUGGGAACAGAAAUGACACCAGCCACAAGUCUAGAGCCUUCAAGAACAGCCACACCUAAUGGGUCUUUAACCCCGUUUCGCAGUCCCACGUCAUCUAUUCCAUCCACUCCUCGAACAGGGGAACCAACGUGUACUCCUGUUGAGCAUACAUUUGAUAUUAAUACACAACAACUAACUGAGAAAGGUGAUAAACAGUUAUCAGAACAAGAGCUCAAAGUUAAGACUAGGAGAGAAAUUGUAGCCCUUGGUGUUCAGCUUGGCAAGAUGAAUAUAGCUGCUUGGGCAAGUAAAGAUGAGAAAGACAAAAUCUCUUUGCCUGACGAACUUGAACUUGAACAUAUUCAAAACCAGAAACGCGCUGCUGCUUGGGAAGAGGCCGAAAAAUCAAAGCAUGCUGCAAGGUAUAGGCGUGAGGAAAUCAAAAUCCAAGCGUGGGAGAGCCAACAGAAACUGAAAUUGGAGCAAGAGUUGAGGAGAAUAGAGGCUAAAGUUGAGCGGCUUAGAACACACUCUCAAGUGAAGAUGAUGAAAAAGAUUGCCACGGCUAAGAAAAGGUCAGAAGAAAAACGAGUAGCAGCUGAAGCCCAGAAGAAGCGUCAAGCUGAGAAAACUGAAGCACAAGCAGAAUACAUCAGACAAACAGGUCGAACCCCAUCAUCCCAUUAUAUAUGUUGUGGUUUGUUGCGAUAGAUAUUAAGAAUUAGAUUGCUUCUAAAUCGUAGCUAGGGAGAAGAUAAUUUCCCCUAACAUGAAUACAUGAUCAUUAAUAUUAGAUGAUUUCUUUGUACUCUUUGAUUACUUUUUUUCUAUCUAUAAUAUUGAUUUGAGGA
This is a messenger RNA of Spinacia oleracea (spinach), 1975 nucleotides long. RefSeq lists its product as uncharacterized. The record is from RefSeq and is a predicted model, not a curated record. The transcript is spliced from 6 exons. Bases 324 to 1835 code for a protein of 503 amino acids. Lineage: Eukaryota; Viridiplantae; Streptophyta; Magnoliopsida; Caryophyllales; Amaranthaceae.